This is a messenger RNA of Penicillium macrosclerotiorum, 1809 nucleotides long. It is a transcript of the gene ptcF, whose product is annotated as type 2C protein phosphatase ptcF. Gene Ontology annotation, molecular function: protein serine/threonine phosphatase activity. Gene Ontology annotation, biological process: protein dephosphorylation. NCBI's taxonomy places the organism in Eukaryota, Fungi, Ascomycota, Eurotiomycetes, Eurotiales, Aspergillaceae. The transcript has 3 exons. Bases 1 to 1809 code for a protein of 602 amino acids. The record is from RefSeq and is a predicted model, not a curated record.
AUGCGUCCGGCGACUGUCCAGGCGUUCCGUACUGCUCGGCGUGCACCAGUAUGGAAAGUCGCCGCUAAACGCCCGUGCCCGCUGUCCUUCUCUCACAUUUCGGUCCGAGGCUUGCGCUCAUAUUCGGGCAGCCGACGCCCUUUUUUCGUUCCAGCUGCUCUCCAGUCCUCCAUGUAUUUCCGCAACUUCUCCCUCGCCGUCAUUUCGACCGUUGUUGCUUCCGGGGCAUGGUAUGCUUAUCAAGGCGACGGCAGCACCCAGUCAUUAGUAACUCAAGUUCGAGGGUUCGCCUCGAGUGCAAUUACAUUCGCUCACGCCGAAAAUCCAUCCGAGUCGGCCCGUCGAGCUCUAUUAGUGAGCAACGAUCAAUUUUAUACCGCCACACUAUCCGGAGACCAACCACUCUCGAAGAAUACCGACGACUCGGACCGACGCGUUCUGAAUAUGUUGACCCCUGAACAAGCCACCGAGAAGCUCCGGAAGAAUGAGGAGUCAUACCUGGUAAACCGUGGGAAGGGGGUGGUUCGGUAUGAUAUUGUUCAGGUUCCAAGUAAUUCGCCCAUUGAGGACGACCACGCGGAGAAGAUCGUCGAGGUUCCAUCAUCCGUGGCAGCCAAUACAAAUGGAGAUGCCAGUAGUGAUUGGAUGUUCUGGGCAGUCUUUGAUGGCCAUUCGGGCUGGACGACAUCUGCCAAAUUACGGAAUGUUCUUAUUUCCUACGUUGCGCGGGAAUUAAACGCCACUUACAAAGCUGCUGCUGCUGAUCCAUCAGCAUUAGUGCCAUCAUCCGAGGCCAUUGAUGCCGCUAUUAAGCAGGGGUUUGUUCGUCUUGAUCACGAUAUUGUGCAUGAGAGUGUCGACAAAGUCCUCAAGUCCAAGUCGCGCCGUAUGGCAGCUGAGCUCCUUGCACCAGCCCUCUCUGGCUCAUGUGCUCUUCUGAGCUUUUAUGACUCUCAAUCUAAAGAUCUCAAGGUUGCGGUUGCCGGUGACUCUCGUGCAGUCCUUGGCCGUCGAGGUCCCAAUGGAAAAUGGACUGCCACAGCACUAUCUGAAGACUUGACUGGUGGCACACCUUCAGAAAUGGAGAGAUUACGUGCAGAGCAUCCUGGGGAGCCCUAUGUUACCCGAAAUGGCCGUAUUCUGGGCGGUCUGGAGCCCAGCCGGGCCUUUGGUGAUGCAUUCUAUAAAUGGAGCCGAGAAGUUCAGGAUAAGAUCAAGCAACAGUUCUUUGGCCGCACUCCUCACCCCCUCUUGAAGACACCCCCUUACGUCACCGCGGAGCCAAUCAUCACCACCACCAAAAUCGACCCCUCCAAGGGAGACUUUAUAGUCAUGGCUACUGACGGUCUUUGGGAAAUGUUGAGCAAUGAGGAAGUUGUGGGGCUGGUUGGACAGUGGCUGGAGCAGCAGCAGUCUGGCAGAGGUGGCUCUAACAAAGCCUGGUUGCAGAGCUGGUUCGGAUUUGACGGUCAAAAGCAAUUGCCUGUGGAGCCAGCGAAGGUAGAAUCUACCGAAGGCCAACGCCGUCCCAUCCGCCAGCAACAGUACGAUAUCUCUGGUGCUGCAGACCGAUUUGUUGUCGAGGAUAAGAAUGCGGCAACGCAUCUCGUGCGCAACGCUAUGGGAGGCAAAGAUAAGGAUAUGGUUUGUGCGUUGUUGACACUACCCAGCCCGUACUCUCGCCGCUAUCGCGACGACGUAACUGUUGAGGUUAUUUUCUUCGGCCAAGGCCCGGACUCACGUACGGGAACCGUGGAGGUCAACCAGGAAGCCAGUGCUUCGGAAGAGCCUCCUAAGGCGAAAUUGUAA